CGGGUUUCGGUGCCGGAAGCCGGGGCCGGGGCGGGCGCAGGACGCCAGGGCGGAGCGUGGCCCAGCCUGGGCAGAGUCCGGCCGGUCCCCAGCAGCCGGAGGCAUGGCGGCCCCGGCUGGAGAGCAGAUCCACCGAGCGGUGCAGUGGCUUCCGCCCUUCCCGGCUCAGGAUUACUAUGGCAAAGAGCUGCAGAGGUCGGAGGACCUGAAAACCAAUGCUUGCGUCACGCCGGCCGUGUGCCGCGUCCCCAAGGCCGCGAGGGCCGCGCUGGAGCGCAUCCACGAAGAGGUGGUGGCGAGGUAUUACGGCUGCGGGCUGGUGCUUCCCGAGCGCCUGGAGUCCUGCUGCGUCCUGGAUCUGGGCAGCGGCAGCGGCAGGGACUGCUACCUGCUCAGUCAGCUCGUCGGGGAGAAGGGCCACGUCACCGGCAUAGACAUGACCGCAGGCCAGGUCGAGGUGGCGAAGAAGCACAUCGCCUACCACAUGGACAAAUUUGGCUACAGAAAGCCGAACGUGGACUUCAUCCAGGGCUACAUGGAGAAGCUGGGUGAUGUUGGCCUGGCCGAUGAGAGCUACGAUAUUGUCAUCUCGAACUGCGUGAUCAACCUCUCCCCGGACAAGAGAGCCGUCCUGCGGGAGGCCUAUCGAGUGCUGAAGCCUGGGGGAGAGAUGUACUUCAGCGACGUCUACGCCAGCCAGCGCCUGAGUGAGGCCGCCCGGGCGCACAGGGUGCUGUGGGGGGAGUGCCUGGCGGGAGCCCUGUGCUGGAGGGAGCUGUACGGCAUCGCCCAGGAGGUGGGGUUCAGCCCCCCGCGCCUGGUCGCCGCCAGCCCCAUUGCCAUCGGCCACGAGGAGCUGCAGAGCAUCGUCGGUGACUGCCGGUUCGUCUCUGCCACUUUCCGUCUCUUCAAGGUGCCGGCGGGCGGCCGGGCCGGGCCGGGCCGGGCGGUCUACAAUGGCGGCAUCGCGGAGCAUGAGCGGGAGCUGGCCUUCGAUGCCAACUUCACCUUCAAGGAAGGAGAAGCCGUGGACGUGGACGCCGACACGGCCGCUAUCUUGCGGAGCUCCAGGUUCGCCGAGGACUUCUCGAUCCAAGCCAGUGGGGUGGGGGCGGACGCCAACGCUGCGCUGCCAGGCUGCUGCCGUGGGAGGGUGAAGGUCCUUCUCUGCCCCCAGGAGAGGAUCUGCGACCCCUUCCAGCUGCUGGAGCGCCCGGGAGCCCCGGCGCCUGCCUGCGGCCCCCACGGGUGCUGCUGAGCGGCCGAGCGAUGGGGGACGCGGCCCCGGCGGCGCCUGGCUUUCGCUGGAGAGCAAAUAAACAGCUGAGCUUGAA
Dromaius novaehollandiae (emu) is the source of this 1334-nucleotide messenger RNA. RefSeq names its product arsenite methyltransferase (gene AS3MT). The record is from RefSeq and is a predicted model, not a curated record. Gene Ontology annotation, cellular component: cytosol. Gene Ontology annotation, molecular function: arsenite methyltransferase activity. The coding region runs from base 104 to 1258 and encodes 384 amino acids. The transcript is spliced from 11 exons. Gene Ontology annotation, biological process: arsonoacetate metabolic process; toxin metabolic process. NCBI's taxonomy places the organism in Eukaryota, Metazoa, Chordata, Aves, Casuariiformes, Dromaiidae.